CGGGUUUUCUGGUAUUUGCCAGCAAGAUUGCAUCGCAAAACCAUGCUAGAGUCAGAGAGAGAAUAUAUGGCGUCGCUGCUUGACAGCGUCGACUGCAUCGAAUAUCUUCCGCUGUUUGAGGAGAAUGACAUCACGCCCGACCUACUGCCGUCGUUGGACAAACACGCGAUCAAGGAGAUGGGAGUGAGCAAGGUGGGCGACCGGUUGCGGAUGCAGGUUUUGAUAAAGCUGACGAACAUUGAGCGGAUCAAGAAGGACGUGCCUGUGGAGCUGUUGAGCAAGAGUAUCAACGUGGCGGUGAACUCGAUGAUGCAGCUGGAAGAGCAGGUGAGGGCUGCGCAGGGUCACAAUGAUGCAACAGGUGGCAACACAGGUGUUGUAUCGAUCAGUGUGAUUACUCAGGAUGGUGAGGUACACCCGGUGGACGUGGGCAAACGGCGAAGCGGCUCGGAGACGGACACGAAGAAGAAGAUUGUGCUUUCUGUGCUCGGGACGUCCAAGACACACGAGUGGAGUGUGUACUACGUGGACUACGCGGAGGGCGGCACUGUGCAUGAGGUGAGCGGCGGGGAGCUCGACCGUCUUGUUGCGGAGGGUCUGCCCGAGAAGGACCGGCUUGUGCUGUGUCGGGCGCAGGAGAGCGUGAGCACGGAGGCGGUGAACACGUCGAACCGGAUCCACCGGCGGAGGAAGACGCCUGCAGCGGGCGGGGCUGCUGCUGCUGCUGCUGCUGCUGCUGCCACGAGACGGGACCGGGAGAUCAACCAGUUCAUGGGUGGCCGGCCUCCGAGCCAGAUGAUCAGCACGAAUCUCCGGGAGUACUUCCCCGAGUUGGGCCACGGGGAGAUUGAGGACAUCCGGCGGAAGUCGAUGCGGUUGUCGAUGUACAGCAGCAAGAUGAUGGACCGGUUGAGCAGGGCGCUGCCGGCGUCGCCGGAGGCGAAGACGAAGCGGGAGACGUUGUACGGGCGGCUCAGCAGCCUGUCGCUGAUGUCGAGCCGGCUGUCUGUGUACAGCGACGCGAGCUACGGGGUCGGGAUGCCGCUGCGGAUGGACCACCACAGGCAGGAGGCGGAGGCGGGGGCAGAGGCGGACACGAUCAUCGAGGACGAGCACCCGAACAGCAUCAUCGAGUUGCUCGACGAGAGCGACGGCGACGGCGACGGCGACGGCGACGGCGACGAGGAGAGCGAGGAGGAGCUCGGGGUGAUCAGCCGGGAGGUGGCGAACGGGCCCAGCGUGUGGCACAAGGGCCCGAAGAUCGGGCAGGGCUCGUUCGGGAACGUGUACCUCGGCUUGAACGGGCUGACAGGCGAGUUGAUGGCGAUCAAGCAGGUGGACAUGCCGCAGAACGAGACCGAGCGCUCGAAGAAGACGAUGGUGGGCGCGUUGAAGCAGGAGAUCUCGCUCUUGAAGGAGCUGAGCCACGACAACAUUGUGCGCUACCUGGGCUCCAACACCGACCACACGCGCAUGUACAUCUUCCUCGAGUACGUUCCCGGCGGCUCCGUCAGCAGCAUGCUCAAGAUGUACGGGCCCUUCGAGGACCGUCUUGUGCGCAACUUUACGCGCCAGGUCAUUGUCGGCUUGGUCUACCUCCACAGCCGCGGCAUCAUCCACCGCGACAUCAAGGGCGGCAACAUCCUCGUCGACAACAACGGCAGCGUCAAGAUCGGCGACUUCGGCAUCUCCAAGAAGACUGCUGUGGACGACCCCGACCCUGCUGCUGCCGCUGCCGCUGCCGCCGCCUCCCCCAAGCCCAACAAGCGCUCCUCGCUCCAGGGCUCCGUCUUCUGGAUGGCUCCCGAGGUUGUCAAACAGGUUGCCUACACUGACAAGGCCGACGUGUGGUCUGUUGGCUGUCUUGUUGUGGAGAUGUACACGGGCCGCCACCCGUACCCGGGGCUCAGCCAGAUGCAGGCCAUCUUCCAGAUCGGAACCGGCAGGGCUCAGCCCGGCAUCCCGGCCCGCGCCCUCGCCGACCCGCGCGCCGUGGAGUUUCUUGGCCAGGUGCUUGCGCCGGAUUACGUCACGCGGCCGCGGGCGGCGGAGCUGCUGGCGCUGCCCUUCCUCCAGCAGGAGUAGUCAAGAGAAGAGAAGAGGAGGGGGGGCAACGGGGCAACGGGGGCACACGGGGCACACGGGGCAACGCCCGGUUUGGGACAGCAGAGGCGGCUCAGAAGAAACACAGCACAGCACAGCACACAUGGACAGCAGCAACG
Molecule: messenger RNA, 2222 nt
Organism: Pichia membranifaciens NRRL Y-2026
Lineage: Eukaryota; Fungi; Ascomycota; Pichiomycetes; Pichiales; Pichiaceae
Exons: 1
Coding region: 67-2085 (672 amino acids)
Biological process (GO): protein phosphorylation
Molecular function (GO): protein kinase activity; ATP binding; protein binding
Source: RefSeq, a predicted model, not a curated record